AAAAUCACGAAAUUGGCAAUAAAUUGAUACUUUAAGAUUCUUAUGGCUGAAUACAAUUUGUUGACCGUUGGGUUUAAGGUAUAUCAGUGGACACCGGUCUACAAUUAAAAGGAUGCUUGUUUUUUCUUUGCUUUGUACUCUAAGAACUGAACAGGGACCAGAUGUUGGUUUCAUUGGGAAUUUCUUUGAUUGAACGAUUCUGAAAAUGGGUUUAUACUUCAUGACAUUUCUUCAGUUGAUGUCUGAGAGUUGGAUAUUCAUAUUCUAUGGCGUGAAUGGUAGAUGAUCUCAUUGACUGGAAAAAACUCGAUUGUGAUUUCUGGAUGUGCGCUAUAAGAUCACAGAUGUCCUUUAGCCUCAAUUACAGCAAAUGUGAAAUAAUCGUCGGCCUUUUUCUCCUGAACCUCUUUGGUUAUGUGUUCUCUCAAUGCAGUGGAUCGCCGCAGACUCUGACGGCUGGUCAGAGUAUUCAGUACUUCACUUCACCGGACUACAACAAUGGGGCGGGGACCUACAGCAGUAAUUUAGAUUGUCAGUGGAUCAUUGAUAGCAAUGAUGCAAGCUACAAAGUCAUCCUUUAUCUGAAGAACUACAACGUGGCUUGCAGUGGGGACAACAUCAACAUCUACGAUGGAAAUACUGUAUCCGGAACCGCUUUAAAAUCCAACAUUUGUGGCAGUGGUGCCUCUGACAAGAUCGUGACGUCAACGGGUCAAUAUAUGACGCUAAAAUUUACGUCUGACGCUGUCAACCAAUCGGUGGGCUUUGAAGCUGCCUAUUUUUCAGCGACGGACUUGUCCGGAACAGGAUGUACAUCGGAACAAACAAUGACGCCGACCACAUCCCCACAGUAUGUGACGUCACCAAGUUUCCCAAGUCUUUAUGACGUGAGCUCUAAUUGUCGAUGGGUCCUAACGGUUCCGGCCGGACGGGUACAGGUGGAGAUCAUUUACAGCGACAUCGAGACUUCCGCUAACUGUGCUUUUGAUUCCUUAGAAAUUUAUGAUGGUGACUAUGUGUGUGAAAACACUAAAAUAGCCGCGGUUUGUUCCCGCUACCCAAGCGGCAUCACCGGAACUUACCUCAGUAACGGCACCAGCUUCCUGCUUAAGUUUAAAUCCGACGGCUCGGUGAGCUUUACCGGGUACCUCAUCAAAUUCAUCCAAGUGGAGGAAGCUGUGUCAUCAAAUCCACUGACAUCAUCAGAUGAGAAUGGUGGUAACUUUGAUCAGCUGAUGUUAGGAAUUGGAAUAGGAUGUGCUUGUGGUGCUACGGCAACGCUUAUUCUAGUGUUCAUUGUGUCUUUCUUCAAAUCAAAAUGUCGCUCGCCAAAAAUAGCGUCCCCUCGAGUCAAGACGGUUGAGCCAAUGAAUGGUGGACCCCAUAUGAGAACACCGUCCGUCAACGGGUCUGUUGAUUCUUCAGAUUCCAUUAGCCAUUCCAGGAACGGAUUUAUCCGUCGACCAUUGACGACAAGCAGACGAUCGAGUAUGAUUGACGGGAAAUCGAAUGGGUUUCUACCAUGAUGCAUCACUGGGCCUCGCCUUUGAAAGCGCAAGUAUCGUUCAGUUGAACACUGCAACUGAAAUGAAAAAGGUAGUCACAUACAGUGUUAUGUCACGCCUUGUCGCGAAGCAAGUUGUGCCAGCCACAAAGGGGAUGCUAGAGAUACAAACACCAGACAAUCUCCAAGACCAUUUGAUCCGACUGAGAGGUAUCGCUGUUAAAGAUAGUACGGGAUUGAUGCAAUACGCUAUUAACUGUUAAAAACUAUUCACAUUCUCAUACAUAUAGAGUACUAAUACUACAUUUGAUAUUCUGUAUACAUGUAUUUUCUUAAUUCGGUCAUGAAUUACUAUAUUGAACUACUCCUUAUAUAUGUUCAGAAUCGUGAAAUGUGAAUGUGAUUUUUUUUUUCAUGAAUUAAAUUGAAAAUAAUUUACAUUUUGAAAUAAACCCAUUCAUUUUGAUGAGAACGAAUAGAUGUGUCAUUCAUAAUU
Messenger RNA from Magallana angulata, 2000 nucleotides. Its product is annotated as embryonic protein UVS.2-like. Lineage: Eukaryota; Metazoa; Mollusca; Bivalvia; Ostreida; Ostreidae. The record is from RefSeq and is a predicted model, not a curated record. The transcript has 10 exons. Bases 276 to 1526 code for a protein of 416 amino acids.